This is a messenger RNA of Drosophila elegans, 1270 nucleotides long. RefSeq names its product protein suppressor of variegation 3-7. The record is from RefSeq and is a predicted model, not a curated record. Lineage: Eukaryota; Metazoa; Arthropoda; Insecta; Diptera; Drosophilidae. The transcript has 2 exons. Gene Ontology annotation, molecular function: DNA binding. The coding region runs from base 53 to 1147 and encodes 364 amino acids.
UACGGUCAUACAAUACUUAAAUUUGUUUAUAUUUUGGAAAAGAACUGCCCAAAUGGCAAACCUUCAGUUAACUCAGGAAAAACUAGAUGCCCUACGCUCCGAAUACAGGCCACGCCGGCCGUGCGCCCUGCUGAAAUACCCGCGCCCCAAGACGAAGCCGGAGUACCAGGCGAUUUAUCCGUGGUUGCUGCCCGACGAAACGGAUCCGCACUUCGUGUUCUGCGCGGUGUGCGAGUGUAGACUCAGCUGCAAGAGAUCGGAUCUGGGCAAGCACGAGGGCAGCAUAAAGCACUCGGAAAAUGCGCAGAGGAAGGCCCUGCCGGCCAAGGCAAAUCAUCCCGAGGCGGAGGGAUCCGGUUCCGGCGCAAUGAAGUGGGAGUACAACGAGGACGAGGAGGGCCUGCUGCCGUACGGCACAGAUCCCCCCGAUGACGAAACAGAGGAGGAGGAGGGCGAACCGGACGAUGCCGAGGCGGAUUGUGAAGAAGGCGAGGAUGAUGAAGAUCAGGCUGAUGAACUGGAAACACUUAACGACUUUGAAACAGAACCCGCCUCCAAGCAGCAGCGCCGCAUCUCCGAGACGGACUCGCAUCACUCAGGCAUGCUGGAUUAUCUGCCCCUCCACGUGACCAUCAACGAGUUGCCCUCGAGUGUUACGCCCGCUGCGUCCUCCUAUCCCACAUCAUCCUCUGCGGCAGCACCAGCAGCUCCGCCCUGCAGGAUCACCAUUAAGAAAGUGCCCGCGCCCACCACUCCACCCAAUGCAGUGUGUCAGGGACAGGAGAUCAGCUCCAAGGCCACCAUCACGCCCAUCCACACCACGCCCUCCUACGCCGCUCGCCAGCUGCAAUCCUACCAGCUGCAGCCGGUGUCACCCAUAACGCCGCCUCGGGAUUCCCUGGAGUUAUUCUUCGACAGCAUCUGCGCCACCGUCAAAAAUCUGCCGCCCAAGCUGGCCACCGAGGGCAAGAUCCGGGUGAUGCAGCUCAUCGGGGAGCUGGAGCUGCGUGCCCUCGGCGAACAGGAGGCGUCUGCUCAGCCCGCCGGACAUCAGGCUAUCGAUCUCGCCGGCAGCUCAGCAUCCGGAGCAGCGGAAGCACCGGGCAGUGGGCAGCAGAACGCCACGGUGGCCUCAACCACGAAGUAAACUCAAACGGAAUCGUAAAGCGGCUCUCAGCCGGGCUCACGUUACAAACAAGAAUAUCUGGUGGCUUCAUUUUUGAAUUUGUUAACUGAUUUUCUUUAAUAAAUUUAUUUAUUAGUUGUUGUA